UCGUCGUUAGAAAAACAGUGUCAUUUGGUGGAGAAGCGAGAGAGAUCUGCGGGCUUGGACGUUGGCCGGAUGGUUAAAUCCAACCUACAGACGAUACUAAAUAGCCAUUGUUUUGUGCGCGAAAAAGAGAGAAAUAUAUCAAAAAUGCCUAUCAUCGAUCUGAAUAGUAAUAAACCCGAAAGUGAAAGUGUGCGUCGGUGCUCCCGGUGUUGCAGUAACCCGUGUCCGGGGCCUCUGUGGUGUUCCGAUGCCCCUCUCCCACCCCUGAAGAUCCCAGGUGGGCGAGGGGAAGGCCAAAGGGAUCACAAUCUUACAGCUAAGCUAUUCUAUUCUGAUUCUCAUCUGCUGGUUUUUGAGGAGCCGCCCCCACAGACUGGCCGAGUGCGCUUCCUGCUGUUUGAGGCGAAACGCGCCGAGGCCAAGGCACCGGCCUGGAGGGCGGCACUGAAGGGGGCCAGCCUCUAUGUGGAGAUUCCCCCUGGUGUCCUGCCCGAAGGCAGCAAGGACAGCUUUGCUCUGUUGCUGGAGUUUGCGGAGGAGAAGCUUCACGCGGAUCACGUCUUCAUCUGCUUCCACAAGAACCGAGACGACCGAGCUCAACUGCUUCGGACGUUUAGUUUCCUGGGCUUUGAGAUUGUGCGACCAGGUCAUCCCCUCGUCCCUUCCCGCCCUGACGCUUUCUUUAUGGCUUACAGCAUCGAGAAAGACUCAUCUGACGACGAAUAAGCUUAAUCCUCUCACACAUAUACACACACACACAUGCAUACUCACACACACAUUCACACAUUCUCACAUUCUUUAAUGUACACACUUUUUUUUUCCCACCAUCAUCCUCAGUGAAGGAUAAAGAUUCAAGAAUUUAAAGGAAAAAAAACGACUAAGUAGACAUUUCCAGUGACUUUUUUUUUUUUGUUUUUCAUUUCACGCCUCCCCUUUGGAGUUGUGCUGUAGAAACGUGACAUUUGCACUUGUUUUGGGUCUGGAUAUGGGUCUCAUUCAAGCCUUGCUUACACCUGGCACACAUUAACUUGUUACCUUUCCUACCAGGGCUUGUCCCAGUUCACUGAGGCACCUGCCUUUCCUCCUCCACUGAGUCGAGGCCACUGGAGAGGGAGGGCUGUCUGGCUGAUAUCCCACUCACUUGACUUAUCAAAUGGCCCAGUGGAAUGUCAGCCAUUUUGUUUCUGCCUAUCCAGUUACCCUAACGCAGUUUGAGGAAGGGAGGUGGUGCGAGCAAUGAACUGGGAUGGAUCCCCAGGAUUCUUAUUUGUUUGUUUGUUUCUGUUUAAUUAUCUCUAGUCCUCCAACUCCCUCCAUCCUCCACUUUUACCAAUCAUCUCUAGGGUGUAAUAUUUAUGAUUUAUGAAGGUGUCCAUGCAACAUUAAAAACAUUAUGUAAGUAGUUUUGUUCUCAUGGCUAUUUCAUGUUGAUUUUAAUGUUUGUAUUGAAUUUUUUUUUAAUGUGUGCAUGAAUCUUGAGUUUUAGUUGUGAUUUUAUUGAGACUGAAAUCUGCAUGUUGUAACAGUGCACAGAAUAAAGUGCUCAAACAGA
This is a messenger RNA of Alosa alosa (allis shad), 1552 nucleotides long. It is a transcript of the gene oaz1a, whose product is annotated as ornithine decarboxylase antizyme 1a. Lineage: Eukaryota; Metazoa; Chordata; Actinopteri; Clupeiformes; Clupeidae. Gene Ontology annotation, molecular function: ornithine decarboxylase inhibitor activity. Gene Ontology annotation, cellular component: cytoplasm; nucleus. The record is from RefSeq and is a predicted model, not a curated record. Gene Ontology annotation, biological process: positive regulation of protein catabolic process.